AUAGUGGCUAGUAUGCUCGCUUGUCAUUUGCUGUGACCGCGGGAGACCGGAGUUCAAUUCUCCGACAGAGAGCAUGGUGUUCGCAAGGAAUGCUUUUUGAGUCAUUGGAGAGGAGGAGGUUGACCCAUGUGGUGCGGAGCGGAAGACGUCGAGCCCGCGAGCUCAUGCGUCACUCUCCAUAGCUCCAUCUCCCUACUUCGCGUCGACGGGUUGAAAUCACCGUCCACACCUGUGUCUUCGCUCGCCGCCACACACUCCGCCGAUCUCCAUGGCCCACGAUCUCCUCCCGCUCCGCACCCAGCGGCUGAUUAUCUCCCCUCUCACCUCCGCUGACCGCGAGGCCUUCGUCGCGUAUCGCGACAACCCGAACAUCGCCCGACAUCAAGGCUGGGACGUUCCGUAUACGGUCGAGGCCGCGAACGCGCUCCUCGCGGGCCAGCCGACAACCUUCCCUCCUCCCCCUGGCGCGUGGCUCCAGCUUGCCAUCCACUCCUCCCCUUCCUCGUCCUCCAUUGCCACUUCCACUUCCUCCUUGUUCACCCCGUCCUCCCCCUCCUCAGUCCUGCUUGGCGACCUCGCCGUCCACACCCACGCCCACCAACCCAAUACCUACGAGAUCGGGAUCACCAUCACGCCCGCCGCGCACCGUACAGGCGUGGGCGCCGAGGCGCUCUCAGCCCUCCUCGACGCGCUGUUCCGUCUUGGCGCGCACCGCGUUGCGGCGCGCAGCGACGUGCACAAUCCUGCUGUGGGGGGGUUGUUGCGCAAAGUCGGGUUUGCGCUGGAGGGGACGGCGCGCGAGGUCGACUGGCAUAAAGGCGCAUGGCAGACGCUGCAGUACUGGGCAGUGCUGAGGAGCGAUCGCGAGGAUGCUUAGCGCCCGACAGCACCAUUGGAGUGCAUGGAGUGACAUGAGGUGAGGUGGAUGUGAACCGACGCGCGGAUAGGGUGGACGGGAUGGGAUGGUGGAGUCGCGUCACCCGGCGUCACCCGCUCACCCGAUCACCCGCUUCCGCAUCUCGC
Cutaneotrichosporon oleaginosum is the source of this 1023-nucleotide messenger RNA. RefSeq lists its product as uncharacterized. Gene Ontology annotation, molecular function: protein-N-terminal-alanine acetyltransferase activity; protein N-terminal-serine acetyltransferase activity. NCBI's taxonomy places the organism in Eukaryota, Fungi, Basidiomycota, Tremellomycetes, Trichosporonales, Trichosporonaceae. Gene Ontology annotation, cellular component: cytoplasm. The record is from RefSeq and is a predicted model, not a curated record.